This is a messenger RNA of Uranotaenia lowii, 1052 nucleotides long. RefSeq names its product checkpoint protein HUS1 (gene Hus1-like). NCBI's taxonomy places the organism in Eukaryota, Metazoa, Arthropoda, Insecta, Diptera, Culicidae. The transcript has 2 exons. The coding region runs from base 128 to 1012 and encodes 294 amino acids. Gene Ontology annotation, biological process: meiotic DNA integrity checkpoint signaling; mitotic DNA replication checkpoint signaling; double-strand break repair via homologous recombination. Gene Ontology annotation, cellular component: nucleolus; site of double-strand break; checkpoint clamp complex. The record is from RefSeq and is a predicted model, not a curated record.
UUUACCGGGCGCGAAUUUGAACGUUCACUAAUUCAUAAACAGUUUGAAAAUUGUGUGCCAAAAAUCGUGUUUUCGUUUAAAAACCUGUUUCAUUUGAGUUCCUAUUUGUUAAUUGAAAAGCUAAAAUAUGAAAUUCCGAGCGAUGAUUGUGGACAGCGUUUACAUGAGGGAAUUGCUAAACAUUGUAACGACCUUCUCGCGUAUCAACAAAAAUUUGAUCAUCAACAUACAACCGACCAAGGUGAUGAUCCAGAUUGAGGCGGAGGUAGAAGCUGGGCAGUGCCUGUGGUGUGAAAUCGGUGUCCAGGGAUUCUUCAGCGAGUACGUCAUGGACGGGAUCGAUACGGAUUACAAUCAGAUCUAUAUGGUUGUUUUGGCGGCGAAUUUGGUCCAAGCCUUGGCUUACGUUCGGUCCAACCAUGUCGAAUACCUUAAGUUGAAACUCUCUAAAACGGAUAUGGUUUGUUUGUCGGUCGAAAUGAGUGGAACGACCCACAACGAUAGCGACAUCAUUUGUCCCAAGAUAAAGCAUGACAUUCCGAUAACGGUAGCCCCAAGGACCGAUUGGGUUAACUUCAACUUGCCCUUGGAUGUGGCUUACGAUUUGACGGUUCUACUACCGGGCAUAAAAUCACUUAAAAGUCUUCUGGACAAGAAAAAGAACCUUUCCCCUUCGGUCACCCUGUACGCCACCUUAGGCGGAGAGCUAUCUCUAGUAGUAGAAACUAACCUGGUUACCGUAGCCAGUCACUAUAAAGGGAUUCAAUGUUCCCGAGCAAAACCCCCGGAUCAGUCGAACGUUUCCAGAACAAGCAACAAUUCAUCGGCAGGACUGGAGGAAGCAUCCUGCAAAGUAGAUUCUAAGAAACUGUCCAUCCUGCUGGAGAGCGUGAAUUUUUUCGAUCUCAAAAUGAUAGCAAACAUUAAGAAUGAACAUUUAGUGAACAUCAAAUUAGUGGUAAGGGAUAAUGUGUUUCUCAAUUUUAUAUUACCGGCUGUUGAUUUUGAAUAAAUAAAUUGUUAAAAUGAAUAAGAUUAUAUUUCAAAAUUUA